AUGGAGCCCCAGCAAGACAAACAGUCUCCGCCGCUCGAAGAUUGCUUGAAGCUGUUGAAGGGCGAGAGAGACGAACAGCGACUCGCCGGCCUUCUUCUCGUCACCAAGUUUUUCAAAGGCGAUGACUUAUCCUCUCUCGAAACCAUUUACAAUGCCGUCGGCGUCGGCUUUCUCGAUCGUCUGCUCAGGACUGGGAUGGGAAAAGGAAGCAUUAGUAGCAGCGGAAGUGAAAAUCGCGAUGCAUAUUUGCGGUUGUCUGUUACUGUUCUUGCUGCAUUCUGUCAUGUUCCGGAAAUUGCUGCUUCAAACGACAUGGUUUCGAAGAUUCCACUGGUACUGGAAGUUUUAUCCACAGAGCCAGGAUCAGCUGUUCUUGAAGAAUGCUAUGAAUUUCUGUAUUUGGUGUCAACAGCUUCCGAAGACGGAAUCAUGACAUUUUACACUUCUGGGGGCAUGAAUAUGCUGGCUUCUCAUAUGUCCAUUUUCCCAGACGGUUCUCAUCAGAUGGAGCUUUCUAUGAAACUCGUGCAAUUGAUACUAAAUAAACUGUCUCUUGAAAUCAUUAACCAAGACUACGUUCCAGAGCUCUCAAAGAUUGUGGCUGCAAUAACAAGACAAUUUGCUGUCUUGCAUAAUGCUGUAAAAUUUGAUGCGCUCCACCUACUGUCUGCCAUCCUCUCAUCAAAAUAUUCGGCACCACUUUAUGAUUCUCUUCGUGUACUACCAGAAAAAGAUUUGCCAAAUUAUAUGCGUGAUGGUAUUGCGGCCAUUCUACAAAACCGUGUUGCACCUACUGAAAAGCUUCAGGCACUUAUACUGGCUGAUUAUAUGAUGACAAUAUUCGGGGAACGAUGGUUAAUAGGUCAUAUCAACUUACCUGGCGUGAAAGAGCCUAUUCCAGCUGACAGGUGCUUAGUGCUUGUACUGGAGCAAUCCAGGGUUGAAGUUGCGGUUCUCCUUAAUGAGCUUGCCCAGUUGAAAGAUGAAGCAUCCAAGAGGUCUUCAGCCCCUGCAGAGACAAUUGUUUCAAAGAAACGGAAUGUGGCUAUUGCCUUUUCUUUGCUUGAAAAGAUAAUUAGCUUAAUAUCAAAUGCCAGCGAGAAUGAAGGGGACAUUAUUGAUGAAAAUACUUUCAUGAAGGUGAUUAAGGGCCUUAAUGAGACAAUUGGUGUAGUUCUAGAGUACUUACUAGAUGCAAAGGAACAUGGACAGAGGAAGGGAGAUGAUCUUCUUGCUUCAGUGAGGAUUAUUGGGAGCUAUCUUGCAGAAACACCUGUUGCAUGCAAAGAGAAAGUUAUAGAACUUUUAGAGUAUAUGCUUUCCAUUGAAGGUGAAGAUGAACCAAGCCCCUUCUACUCUAUAUGCUUUUUGCUUCCUUUGCUGUGCCAAAUGACAAUGGAGAUUGAAGGAUGUAAAGCUUUGAUUUCUUGUGGAGGCCAUAUUUCUGUUGUUGAUUGCUUUGUAAAAUUGAUUGGGCCACAUGGUUAUAUGGUCAAGGAUAAUGGCUGCAUCUUUUUGGCAUGUGACACAAUGUUGAAUCUUCUUUUAAAGAAAGAGCAAUUGCGAAUCCCAUUGGAUGAUUCAACUCUUGUUAAUCUAUUGAAAGCGUUUGCAUUUUGGACAGAGGGUAUAAAUGACCCGUCAACUAUUAUGAUGGCUUCAAGCAUAUGCGCACUGCUAUUUGAUUUUACAUCAGAGAAGGCUCUUCUUAAGCAUCCUAACUUUGAUGACAGCACUCUUGAUAGUUUGUCUCGGCUCAUUGCAAGAAGUCUGGCUUCAUGGGGACAGGGUAUGUCUGAUGCUGCUAAAUCAGAAAUGGAUCUUCUUGAGAUUGUAACGCAAGGAUAUUCUCAAUGGGUGGAUCGGUUCCCUCGUGUAAGGGAAACCGUUGAGAGAUAG
This is a messenger RNA of Prunus armeniaca (apricot), 1899 nucleotides long. NCBI's taxonomy places the organism in Eukaryota, Viridiplantae, Streptophyta, Magnoliopsida, Rosales, Rosaceae. The record is from the annotation of a GenBank genome assembly.